Neurospora hispaniola is the source of this 1749-nucleotide messenger RNA. RefSeq lists its product as uncharacterized. Lineage: Eukaryota; Fungi; Ascomycota; Sordariomycetes; Sordariales; Sordariaceae. Gene Ontology annotation, cellular component: nucleus. Gene Ontology annotation, molecular function: RNA binding. The annotation marks the transcript as partial. The transcript is spliced from 6 exons. The record is from RefSeq and is a predicted model, not a curated record.
UGCUCGUCCCCCGGGCUUCUCUUCGACCACCCUCCACAUCACCACAGGACCUCUCGCCUUUCUCUCCCCAAACGGCGUAGCGCAGAAGCAGACUCUGGAUUGCUACCCGACCUGGACCUGGACCUGAACCUGAACCUGGACAACCUAGCCCUGGAUCACCAUCACCUGCCCGACGACAACAACAACAACAACACCACCAUUCCCGAGACACUUCUGCCGGGUCUUGUCUGCUUCACUGCAGAGGUCAACGACUUCUGUCGCUCAACUACUACUACCACCGCCGCUGUCGCCGGUCCUGAGCCACCAUCGGCUACUCGUUCUCCGCCACCCCAAUACCCGGCGUCCGAGUCCUCUUCAGCUGGACGACCUCCGCCCUUCUCGUCGCUCUUUGCCAGUCCAUCAGCGGACCCCGAACUUUCCAAUUCAGCAUCCGUCUUUGAACCAUUUGACGGCAAGUACGCUGCCGUUUCAGUCACCGAUUUCGACAAUAACGACGUCGUCGACGACCCAGACGAAUUUAACGAAGUCGCAUCCUCGAAAUCUGCCGCCCCAGCUUACGCGCCGUCCGAUCCAUUUGUUGCUGUACAUUAUCCGUCAGGAGUAGGAAGCAGUAGUAGUGCUUUUAUCACCACCGCGCCUUCAACAUCGUCCCCGGGAUUCCAGCUCCAGGACGAAACCAAGCAAGCGCUAAACUCUCAAAAGGAGGAUACCAAGGGCGAGUCAUCUCGCAGCAAGGAGGAAGAAGCAGAGCCGCCACCGGCAUAUUCGGAGGGAUCCAGUCCUCUCCUCUCUUUCACAUAUCUAAUGGCUGCCGCGGGAGGAGCGUCGAGUAUCAUUACUCAGGUCCAGCAGGGUGGACCGCCAAUUAAUGCCCUGGGAGAUGUCGCCCCCGAUGAGACGAUUACUAUGGACCUGCGGGGAACGCGGUUCACACUAUCACGCGAUGAGUUGCUAACGUUGCCCGAAUUUGUACUUUUGUCCCUCUUUCCCAAUGGACUCUUCCCCGAAGGACACAUGGGUGGCUUUGGCGAGGGAGAUGCCGUACAAGUUGACGUAACCCAGUCGAUUCCCGUAGACCCUUCCAACCCCCAAGAUGGCAGUGACGGCAUAGUACCCGUCGAUCCGGCAUCCGGCGCACGGGGCGAUGACGGUUCUAAGCGUGCUGGCAUCAUUGUGCUGCGUGAGGACCUGGACUUUUACGCCAUCCCCCCUCGUGCUGACCUUGGUCAGGCUGAGAUGAUGGAGAUCAAGCGCGCGGCUGCUCGGGCGCUGCUCAAGCAGGACGGUAUCUUCAGCGGGCUGAAGAAGAGUGAUGAGCCGGGCACGACGGAGGCGCAUUUGAUCGAGAUGUUGACUGCUGGCGGCUUCAACCACGACGAUCGCUGGGGCCACCGUGCCGGCGAGCCUAACAAGGCCGUUAUCUGCUCCCUCGCCCUCGCCCGCCUGCGCUCCGACAUUAAGGGCAACGAGAUGGGCAGCAACGCCGUGGGCAUGGCCCAGAAGCUUCUGCUCUUCUGGCGCAAGCCUGCUCGCAGGUGCUGGUGGGAGGGUGUCGAGCUUGAGGGUGUCGAAGGUCUCGAGCCUGGCACGAAGCUCAAGGUGUGGAUCCGCAGGGCUUUCUAUGCACCAGGGCUAGUGGAUGGAGUGGGUGGACUCGAUGGAGUUGAAGAAGAAGAGGAGGAUAAGAAGGAUCAGAACGAGAUCAUUGAUGGGUUAGAGGAGCUUGUGGUGAUGGCGGUGGAAGAGUAA